CCGACGUAUUUUACUAUUGCGAAAACCUUCUUUUGCGCAUGGUCAGUUCGAACGGUUUGACCUAUACAGGCUGCCGUAGGGAAACAAGGAAGUAGACAGAAUGAACAACAUAAAAACAGAAGUCGGUUGUUUUAUUUUUGAUUGAAUGCGUAUUUACGCUUGUAAUCGACUCCAGAUUAUUUUCUACAUUUCUACAUUUGCUUUGUAGUAUAUUUAAAAGCUUCUCGGUCUUUAUUUAAUAUAUAUGUGUUUAUUUUGGUAAUGCUAACCUUCUUAGCUGGCUCGUUAGCAGCGGUGACAGGUGACAGGUGCUGUUAUUAAUAUGGUGCAGAACGUGUUUCGGAGCGGCUUUCUGGUCCGGGUCGCUCACACCCUGCUCACCUGGAUCAUAACCGUCAUUCUGUUCCUGCACAACACUAGCUUGCGGAGAUGUGAGGAGCAGGGAGAGCUGCUGCUGCCGGCUCUCUUCUUCUUGCUGGUCGUUCUGUCAGUGCUGUUGUACUUUGCCGUUUCCCUGAUGGACCCCGGCUUUGUGCUCAAUGACACUGUCAAGGGCGCUCAGAGUCCGAAUGAAGAAAUGGAGGCGAUGAUCCCUCAGUCAUCGACCCCUCGUUUGAGGCGCUGUGGAUACUGCCUGCUGCAGCAGCCAAUGAGAGCGAAGCACUGUCACAUGUGUAAACGCUGCGUCCAUCGCUUCGACCACCACUGCCCGUGGAUUGAGAACUGCGUGGGAGAGAGGAACCACCGCUGGUUCAUCAUCUACCUGCUGGUGCAGCUGCUCACCCUGCUGUCGGGCCUUCACGUCGCUCUGUCAGGCAUUUCUCCUGCUCUUACGUGGGAGCAGUGGUUCAGGGUGAAUGGCUUUCUGCUGGCAGCGUUGUGCAUUGUCGGGAUUUUCUCCGUGGUUGUGGUGCUGCUGCUAGGCUCCCACUUGUACCUGAUUUCUAUCAAUUGCACCACCUGGGAGUUCAUGUCCCGCCACAGGAUCUCAUACCUGAAGACCUGCAAGGACGAGGAGAAUCCGUUCGACCGUGGCGUCCUCUGCAACCUGUGGGAUUUCUUCUGCAUCUGCAGGACGGUGAUGUGGGAGAAGGUUUACCACAGAAAUAAGCUGAAUCCAGUCUGAUCCCACAG
Messenger RNA from Pelmatolapia mariae (spotted tilapia), 1134 nucleotides. RefSeq names its product palmitoyltransferase ZDHHC12-B. The transcript has 5 exons. The record is from RefSeq and is a predicted model, not a curated record. Bases 323 to 1126 code for a protein of 267 amino acids. NCBI's taxonomy places the organism in Eukaryota, Metazoa, Chordata, Actinopteri, Cichliformes, Cichlidae. Gene Ontology annotation, biological process: protein targeting to membrane; peptidyl-L-cysteine S-palmitoylation. Gene Ontology annotation, molecular function: protein-cysteine S-palmitoyltransferase activity. Gene Ontology annotation, cellular component: Golgi apparatus; endoplasmic reticulum.